UGAUGGAACUUUCCAACUGGUCAUUGGCCGGGUGCCACGUAUGAUCUAUCCCCAAUUUAUUCUUUGAAGGCGGACGCAGCAAACUUGACCCGAUUAGAGCCUCGGGAAUGCAUCGACGAGUAUAUCGACAUAUUAAAGUCAACUAGGGCUGUCUUGAUCGUCGCCCGAAACAUGACAAGUAUUCAGAACAACGGCUCCUCAUUGGUCGAUGGCUGGAUGACUGGGUGGGAUUACUGGGAUGCAGGCAACUACUGGGUGUGCUCUGCAUAUGAUCCGGGGUAUUAUACCUUGGUCUGUAGCCGAGAAUGGGCGGACAGCCUUGUCGGUGACUCGGUAAUCAAUGUUGGGGACAGCAAAUCAAAGCAGCCAAACAUUAUAGUCGACUAUUGCUUAGUAGGCGACGAGGGCAAUAAUGAGGAGAGAUGCGGAUUGCACUACAGCACUUAUAUCUUGGCUAUCGUCUGCACCUGCACCUCUCUGGAGUGCUUACUCGUUUUCUGGACAGGCAAACAUUUUCGCUACGACAAAGAGGCCGGCAGAGUCAAAAGACGUCGACGGACUCUGGUCACCAUGGGAGACGCAAUAUGCGAUUUCCUAUAUGAGCCUGAUUACCACAUUAGUAAACCUUCUUGCCGAGUUCGAGCCGUGCCUUGGUUGGAGCGCCGGCAUUCCUGGUUUAAGGCAGUCAGCGCCAGUACAUGGAUCGUUUCAUCCAUUCUAUUUGCUAUCGGGCUAGCACUACCUACCGUUUUCAUGAGCCAAUACGUUAGUCAUCUCAGUAGCAUAGGCGUGAACAUGUCCCUGUCCAGUAUUUGGCAGAUGGGCUUCAAGGUCAACUCAACACUAAUAGGCUAUUCGUUCUGGCGAACUACUAACAAAGCCGUGGAUCUGAUUGGGAACAUCCUUGUUGCGAACAGUCCUCAGGUCAUAGUGAGUUUCAUCUAUCUCUUCUUUAACAACAUCUUGACUAGGCAGCUCGUGGCAGACGAAUGGACGCGCUUUCUUCGAGAAGAUGGGAAGAAGACCCUUCGUGUAACCUCGCCUGUUGGAUUGCAACGGUCCUCAUACUUCCUCUCGUUACCGAUGAAGUACUCAAUCCCCCUGACGAGUGCUUCGGUCGCGUUGCAUUGGCACAUUUCGCAGAGCAUAUUCCUUGUUCAGGCCAGUACGUUCGGCGCUGGCUCCAAGGGAGAGUGGUUAUCUGAGUUUGAUGUGUCGGCCAGGGGAUAUUCUGUUCUGGGUGUCAUAUCCGGUGUUAGCUUGGGAGCUGUCUUAGUGUUAGCACUUGUGAUAAAUAGUUUCGCAAGGAAUUUUCGGGAUAUUCCUGCCGGAUUCCAACUUCUAGGGAUGAAUAGUGCCGGCAUUGGCUUGAUGUGCCAACGGCCAGCGGACGACACGGAUGCGUAUCUAUUUCCUGUUAGCAUUGGCGUUGUGCCUGACCGGGAUGCACGUACCCAAGGCAGGCUUGCGUUCUCUACAUAUAUUGGACUCCAGCGCCCACGGGCCGGAUGCCUGUAUUCACAACCUCUCUUAGUGAAACGCGGGAAAAGGGUAACGAGUGGAAUGUCACGUCUUAAGAGGAAGGUCAUACAGCUCGUGGCUAAGCUGAAAGAUUUCCUGCGGGGAGAUGUUAGAGAAUAUGAUGUGGCGUUCGAUACAAUGAACUAGGAAGCAUUUUCCGCCGAGGAAUUAUGAAAAAUAUGCAGCGAUUAAAACAAGUCAGGUAGUUACCUAGGUACCUAGGCGCUAGGUUAGGUAGGCAGAAGGACGUCAAAAAAAGUGUUACUGUGCGUAGUCUCAUAGAAUGG
Messenger RNA from Hypoxylon trugodes, 1808 nucleotides. RefSeq lists its product as uncharacterized. The record is from RefSeq and is a predicted model, not a curated record. The transcript is spliced from 2 exons. The coding region runs from base 172 to 1668 and encodes 498 amino acids. Lineage: Eukaryota; Fungi; Ascomycota; Sordariomycetes; Xylariales; Hypoxylaceae.